This is a messenger RNA of Astyanax mexicanus (Mexican tetra), 2045 nucleotides long. RefSeq names its product TNF superfamily member 10 (gene tnfsf10). Gene Ontology annotation, molecular function: tumor necrosis factor receptor binding. Gene Ontology annotation, biological process: immune response. Gene Ontology annotation, cellular component: membrane. NCBI's taxonomy places the organism in Eukaryota, Metazoa, Chordata, Actinopteri, Characiformes, Acestrorhamphidae. The record is from RefSeq and is a predicted model, not a curated record. The transcript has 5 exons. The coding region runs from base 157 to 1047 and encodes 296 amino acids.
UCUUACAGUUUCCUUGAUAGCCUGCUCCGCCUCCAUGCUGGGGAAGAGUGAGUGAGUGUGUAUGUGUGUGUGUGUGUGUGUUUCAUAUGUACGGAGGGGGAAGAACUCAGCUCCAGCUUUUGUCUCGGGCUGCUGCACUGCACGCAACGAGUCAGCAUGACAAGCUCUCACACAAUGCAGUAUAUAGGACUUCUGCUGCUGGCUGCCAUCCUGCUGCAGACCAUCGCCGUGGCUGUCACCUUCAUAUACUUCAGCAACGUCCUGACGACGAUGAAGGAGACCUUCUCUAAGAGCAGCGUGUCCUGUUUGAUGCGCGCCAACCUCAGGUCCAUCAAGGGUCUGGACGCGGGCGCUGCGGAGGGAAAAGACGACCCCUGCUGGCAGGUCACGCAGCAGCUCCACUUUCUCAUAGAAAAGUCGAUGUCUAAUCGCUACCAGAAAGAGAUCUCCUCAGCUGUAAAAGAUGAAGUCUCCAGAGUCCUCCCCUCCUUGGUGAUCCAAGACCAGGACGCCCCCCCUCGGCCCAAGGUUGCUGCUCAUGUUACAGGCAGCUACAUUCCAGAUACAGACAAGGAUGGUGGAGGUCCCUCCAACAGGAAAGUCCAAGGCCAGAAGAUCCAGUCGUGGGAGUCCGAGAAGGGCCUGGCCUUUCUUCAGAAUGUGGAGCUGAGUGACGGCGAGCUGGUGGUGCCUCAGGCCGGCCUUUACUACAUUUACUCUCAGACUUACUUCAGACACACACUCAUGGAGGAGGACGAGGAGGAGCGAGAAGAGGACGAGGGCACUUCCGCAGAGACAGCGAGAGGGAAGCCCAUGCUGCAGUAUGUAUAUAAGAAAGUAACCUCAUACCCGGUACCUAUUCUUUUGAUGAAAAACGCUCGGACCACCUGCUGGUCCAGGGAUGCAGAGUACGGACUGUACUCCAUUUAUCAGGCGGGCUUGUUCCAGCUCGCAGGUGGUGACAGGCUAUUUGUCACUGUCAGUAACGUGAGCACUAUUGACAUGGAUGAGAAGUCGAGCUUCUUCGGCGCUUUUCUUGUCAGCUAGGCCCAGCGGAGGCAAAAGAAGGUUUUAUUUAAUGUUCAGACUGCAACGGUUCCUCUCUGGCAGGCGAGCGACAGGACUCAGCUUGCUCGGUAUGUUUUCCGAGCUCCCUUUGAAAAGCUGCCAAGGAUCUGAAAACCAGCUGUAUAUGUGUGUUGCGAUACACUGUCUCUAGCCGGUGCUCUUUACCCGGACUGAUUGGAUCGUCAAAAGGUGGGUGCAUUCGGCUUAAUGGAUCUGGGGAACAGCCAGAGAGGAUCAGAGUGGAUCGAAGGCCCAGAGAAAAUCAAAGGUGUAGCUCAUAACAUCGGCUCAGGAAGCAGGAACUCUAUAGAGCUUGCCAGGACACUUGAAAGCGAGUUGACUGGUCACAGCAGAACCCAAAUGUAUGACCUUGUGAGGAGGAAUAAAAGAGCACUGUGCAAGUUAAUUGGAGAUUGUGGAGAUUCCUGUGAUGAAGCGAAGGCAAAACCCUCACAUUGUAACAUGGAAGACUGACUUGCCAUUCCGGAAUCAAACCAAGUACCACCACAAGGUUUCUGUUUUGCUCUGUCGUUCUUGAAAGUGUUAUUUUUUUAUAGCAUUUAAAAUGUUCUCUUUUUUAUAAAACAGUGAAUGUAUUAAAAAACAUGUCACUCGCUAGCAGAGGAAUGUCUCAACUGUAGGCACUGGGUUCUGACGGUUGUCUUCUCUGUCUAUUUUAUGAAUGUUUUCACUGAGAAUUGAAUGUCACCUACAUCUUUACUACUUCACUGUGUUUUCCAUGUUUCUUUUAACUGAUAAAUCAUGCCAUGAACAUGGAAGUAUCUCUUUUGAGAUAAAAGGGAUUUUUUUCUGUUUUGAGAGAUCACUGUGACUUUGUACAUUUACAACUGGUGAAACUGCCUAGCACCUGAUAUCACAGCUGUGUACAUUUACCAGUAUUUCACUGAAACUACAGGAGUGCGUACAUUUUCCAAUGCAACACUAAAAAAGCACACUGAAUAAAGUCCAUAUUGACA